GUUUUCAGUCUUUGGCGUUAAAAAAUCCUCUAAAACAACAACGACAAUGGCUUCCUCCAAAAAAUCAGUAUCGGAAAACAAUACCCCAGCGGCGACUCAAACGAAGAAGAAGAAGAAGACGGCAGGCUCUGCGAAUGCGACGAAGAACGACAAUACCACAACCAAGACCAAGACCAAGAUCAAUACACUUUCCAUCAACGGCACCGUAAACUACGAUGAGGUUCCGGCUACUCCAUCUUCAAGCUCCGAUUCUCAUCCUGCGGUCGAAAAUGGCGUUGUCAUCACCAAAAAUGUUACAAGUGUCACCAAAUCCAAUAGUGGAAAGCAGAAGGGGAAGCGAGAACGAAAGGAAGAGCCCGAAGAGGGCGAGGACGCGAAGAUGAAUAAGUUUCCCAUGGAGCGGAUUAGGAGGAUUGUUAGAAGCGAUGAUUCAGAUAUGCGUAUCACUAAUGAAGCUGUUUUUCUGGUCAAUAAAGCUACGGAGAAGUUUAUAGAAAAUUUCUGUGGCGAGGCAUAUGCAUGUGCUAUAAAGGAUCGUAAGAAGUCCCUUGCUUACAAGCACCUCUCAUCAGCUGUCAGCAAACAGAAGAGAUACGAUUUUCUUUCAGAUUUUGUGCCUGAAAAAGUAAAAGCUGUGGAUGCUUUGGCAGAAAGAAAGUUAUUGGAGGCUGAAGCACCUUAGUUGUAACUGGAAAACAAAAUAACGAACUGAUAAGGAAAGCAUGCCGUUCCUUGAACAUUGACGAUGAAAAUAGAGAACUGGUUUGCUAGAGAGUCUCACUUCCGAUGACAGGGGAGUGGUUGAAGGGAACUUGGUACAGAGAUUUGUUAAAAUUUAAUUGUUCUCACAGAGUUUUCAGUUUUGUUUGCGACCAAGUAAUUAGGAAGACUCUCAUGUGUUUUUGUAUAAUUAUUAUAAUUAUUAUUAUUACUUUUUUGAAAAAGUAAUAUUCUCUA
Messenger RNA from Humulus lupulus (European hop), 957 nucleotides. RefSeq names its product DNA polymerase II subunit B3-1. Gene Ontology annotation, cellular component: nucleus. The transcript has 4 exons. Gene Ontology annotation, biological process: regulation of DNA-templated transcription. Gene Ontology annotation, molecular function: protein heterodimerization activity. The record is from RefSeq and is a predicted model, not a curated record. NCBI's taxonomy places the organism in Eukaryota, Viridiplantae, Streptophyta, Magnoliopsida, Rosales, Cannabaceae. Bases 47 to 682 code for a protein of 211 amino acids.